Messenger RNA from Diospyros lotus (date-plum), 6459 nucleotides. RefSeq lists its product as uncharacterized. The record is from RefSeq and is a predicted model, not a curated record. Gene Ontology annotation, molecular function: protein binding. The transcript is spliced from 20 exons. Gene Ontology annotation, biological process: endosomal vesicle fusion; protein targeting to vacuole. The coding region runs from base 187 to 6270 and encodes 2027 amino acids. Gene Ontology annotation, cellular component: late endosome; HOPS complex. NCBI's taxonomy places the organism in Eukaryota, Viridiplantae, Streptophyta, Magnoliopsida, Ericales, Ebenaceae.
AUUUUAAAAGUAUCAUAUUUUUCCAACCAAAGUCCUAUUUUUCCAAAUUUCUCAGGAAAAUAAAGGUAUUACUAUAUAUGGCCGGCGGGGGGAGAUUUUUCUCUCAUCACCGACGCCGAAAGCCUGGCCGACGAAGUUCCGCAGAAGACGAAGGAGGAGAAGAUUUGAGGAAAGGAAAAGGAGGAGAUGACUAGGCAGCUUAACAGGCCACUUCUGGACCAGAUGGAGCUCGAUCUCGAUGCCUUUCUGGCUUCACGGACUGCAACCGAUACCGGAGCCUCCGAGAACGACGGCGACGACGAUGACGACAUCCCUCACCGUACCGUUGACGAAAUUCUCCUAAACGAUUCCGAUUCCGGCUCAUACUCUCCUCCUUCGCCCUCUCCUCUGCAUAAUUCCUUCCUUCGUCGCCACGGAGAUAAUGAUGACGAUGACGAUAGUGAAAAUGGAGAUGCGCGUUCUCGCGGCCACGACACAGCGCCAGUACAGAACCCUAAAACCCUCUCCCAGUCUCGAGCUGAUGAAACCCUAAGAUCCUUACCUUUUGGCGAGUCGAAAUCUGGAUUUGGUUCGAUUGAUAGGACGGUGAAAUCGGGUGAUUCUUUCACACUAGGAGGUCGUCGUAGUGCUUUGCACGCCUUUCCGCCCUUGUUUGGCGGUGUUAGGUCAACUGCAAAACCCGGGGCUGCGCUUGCGGCUGCUGCGGCGGCUUCCCGAUCGAUUCCAACUCCGCACGCCGCUGCAAUUAAAUCAAGAAGAGCAAUCAGUUCUACUUUUCGUGAUGGCCUGCUUGAAGAAUUGGGGUUAGAAGUUGUUGAUUCCGAAUUUAGCUUGUCGGAGGCUGCUGGUAGUUUCGAUGGGGCUGGUUGUGAAGUUAGUCAAUCUGAUGUGCAAUUAGUGGAAAAAGAUGUUCACUAUGAUGAUUCUCAAUCCAUAGGAGGAGAAUUAACCACGAAUGGGGAAGUUAAUGGUGAGAUAUUCUCCAGGGAACAAGAGAUUCGCGAGACUUCAAAUGAGAGUGGCGGAGCCCCUUCUGUUGAACAGACACAGGAAGAACCAGCACAAGGAACUACAGUGGACUUAUUAAGGAUUAAUAAUUCAAAUCAAGUUUUAUCUAGCUCCUAUAUGGGACCACACAUCGAUCAUCCUCCAAAAACCGGGCAAGACUUGGAUUUGGAUUUGAAAGAGAAAACCUCAGCAUUGAUUCCCAAAGAUUUUAAGGAUGAACGUGUUCCAUCUCCAGCAGCGGAUGAAAUUUGUUGUGGUGAUGUUUCAGACCUUACUGCUGCUUCUGAAAGUAGAGAGAAGGGGAUUACAUCUUCGCCCAGGUCGGAAAAUGGAAGAAAGACUGAGGAUGAAUUGGCAAUUGUAGCAUCAGAAACAUCAGAACCUGGAUGGACCACGCCUCAUUCUAGGGUUGGUGGAACAAGUCUUGCGGAAGAUGACAUUGGUUCCACAAUUGAUGUUAUUGGUCUGGUUGAAGAAGACCAAGGGAGUCCAUGGGAGAGGAAGAGUAGUAGCGGGACAGAAAAGAAAUCACGCCCCCCUUUGAAGCCCCUUGAAUUAGCCGAAGAACUUGAGCAGAAACACGCCUUUAGCAUAUUGGAUUUGGAAAAUGAUAUUGCUGCUCAACCAAUGAGGCUUGAAGGUGUGCGGAGGGGAUCAACUGCCCUGGGUUACUUUGAUGUUAAUGCCAAAAACACCAUCACAUGGACCAUCUCAUCUCAGGCAUUUAGGCGAGACCAUGGAUCUCCACAAGUUGUUGCAGUUCACCUCAACUUCAUUGCAGUGGGAAUGUCGAAAGGGGUAGUUGUAGCUGUGCCCAGUAAAUACUCUUCUCAUUUUGCUGACAACAUGGAUGCAAAGAUCUUGAUACUUGGAUCACAAGGGGAUAAUUCUCACUCCCCAGUAACAGCUAUGUGCUUCAAUCAGCAGGGAGAUCUACUUUUUGCAGGAUAUGGUAAUGGGCAGAUCACUGUUUGGGAUCUGCAGAAGGGAUCUGCGAUCAAAGUUAUUACUGGGAUACAUGAUGCUCCUGUAGUGCAUAUGUUAUAUCUGGGACAGGAUUCUCAAGUCACACGCCAAGUCAGUCGACAAUUUAGGGUAGUUAGUGGAGAUAGUAAGGGUUUGGUUUGGUUGAUUACUUUCACAUUGGUUCCAUGGGUAAAUAGAUUAUCCUACAGUACAACAUGCCUUCUUGAUGGACGAACAACAGGGAAAGCAUUAUGUGCUUCUUCACUGCUUUCUGACGAAUUCUGUGGAGGUGCUUUGAUGUCCCAGGGGAAUGCUACAGGAUCAAGCAGUGGUAUCAGUAGCAUGAUGGGGGGUGUGCUUGGAGGGGAUGCCAGUUGGAAGUUCCUAAAUGAAAAGUCUUCUUUGGUUGAAGAUGGUGUGAUCAUAUUUGCCACUUAUCAACAUGCUCUGGUGGCAAGGGUGAGUCCUAGUGUGGUGGUCUAUGCUCAACUUUCAAGGCCUGAUGGCGUUAGGGAGGGCUCCAUGCCCUACACUGCUUGGAAAUGCAUGGGACAGCAGCAAAUUUCUUCCUCUGAAGAUAUGCCCAAGGAAGCAUCAGAAAAAGUUUCAUUGCUUGCAAUUGCUUGGGAUCGGAAAGUUCAAGUAGCAAAACUGGUAAAAUCAGAACUUAAAAUAUAUGGUAAAUGGACCCUUGAGAGUUCAGCAAUAGGCGUGGAAUGGUUGGAUGACCAGAUGUUGGUGGUUCUCACAUCAAAUGGGCAACUUUGUUUGUUUUCAAAAGAUGGUACUAUUAUUCACCAGACAAGUUUUAAUGUUGAUGGAUCUGAAGGAGAUGAUCUUGUUUCGUAUCAUACCCAGUUCUCAAAUGUCUUUGGGAACCCUGAGAAAGCUUAUCAUAAUUCUGUAGCUGUCAGAGGGGCUAGUAUAUACAUUCUUGGACCUAUGCAUCUUGUUGUGUGCCGGCUUCUCCCAUGGAAGGAACGGAUUCUAGUUUUGCGGAAAGCAGGUGAUUGGAUGGGUGCAUUGAACAUGGCGAUGACUCUUUAUGAUGGUCAAGCACAUGGUGUUAUUGACCUUCCUAGGAGCAUGGAGGCUGUACAGGAGGCCAUCAUGCCAUACCUUGUAGAACUGCUUGUAUCAUACGUAGAUGAAGUGUUUUCUUAUAUAUCAGUUGCUUUUUGCAACCAAAUUGAGAAGGUGGAAAAAAUGGAUGACUCAGAGAGUAGAGCUAGUUCUGUCCAUUCAGAGAUCAAAGAGCAGUUCACCCGUGUGGGUGGAGUGGCUGUUGAAUUCUGUGUUCAUAUCAAGAGAACUGAUGUCCUCUUCGAUGAAGUUCUUUCCAAAUUUGUGGCUGUUAAGCAAAGAGACACAUUCUUGGAGCUUUUGGAGCCAUAUAUAUUGAAAGACAUGCUUGGGUCCUUGCCUCCUGAGAUUAUGCAAGCAUUGGUGGAGCACUACAGCAUGAAAGGUUGGUUGCAGCGGGUCGAACAGUGUGUGCUCCAUAUGGAUAUUUCUUCCUUGGAUUUCAACCAGGUUGUCCGGCUAUGUAGAGAGCACAGAUUAUAUAGUGCACUAGUAUAUCUAUUCAAUAGAGGUUUAGAUGAUUUCAGGUCUCCUUUAGAGGAGCUCUUGAUUGUUUUCCUAAAUAGCCAGAGAGAUGCUGCCGCCGCCCUUGGGUACAGGAUGCUUGUUUACCUGAAGUACUGCUUUUCUGGUCUUGCAUUUCCCCCAGGGCAUGGAACUCUGCCCCCUACACGCUUGCCAUCUCUCAGGAUAGAGCUUGUGCAGUUCCUAUUGGAGGAUUCUAAUGCUCCAAACUCAUUAACCAAUACAAGCAACUUGUCCACAGAAGCAUAUUUGAACUUAUACCAUCUCUUAGAAUUAGAUGCCGAAGCUACCUUAGAUGUUUUGAGAUGUGCAUUUGUAGAAGAUGAAAUUCCAUAUUCUGACCACUCACACGAUUCAAUCAAUAGAAACAUGGAGGCAGAAGAAGAAAAUGAUUCAGUGGCUGCUAGUCAAAAUGUUUUGGUGCAGAAGACGGUAGAUGCUCUUAUUUAUGUUAUCAGCAAGGGGUCCCUCAAAACGAACAACUCUACCAGCAGUGGUGGUGUUGGGUUUUCAGAACGUUGGCCAUCCAAGAAAGAUAUAGGUCUUAUUUUUGAGUUUAUUUCAUACUAUGUUUCCUGGAAGAAAGCUAAUGUUUCAAGCAAUAUAUUGAGUCAAAUUCUUGAGUACUUCACAUAUGAUGGUAAUCUUCCACCAAGUGUAUCAAGGCAAACUGUUGAAGCUUCAAGAAAAAGAGAGAAGCAGGUCCUUGCCCUUCUGGAAGUAGUGCCUGAAACAGACUGGGAUGCCUCUUACUUGUUAAAGCUGUGUGAGGGGGCUCAAUUUUACCAGGUUUGUGGGUUAAUCCAUGCCAUUAGACAUCAGUAUGUUGCUGCUUUGGACAGCUAUAUGAAAGAUUUUGAUGAGCCCAUUCAUGCCUUUUCCUUUAUCAAUGAUACAUUACAAAAGCCCAGUGAUACCGAAGCUGAUUCUUUUCGUUCAGCAGUCAUUUCUCGAAUUCCAGAUCUCAUUACCUUAAGCAGAGAGGGCACUUUCCUUCUGGUUAUUGACCAUUUCAGUACAGAAUCUCAACAUAUCUUAUCUGAACUGGAGCCUCAUCCAAAGAGCCUUUUCCUUUAUUUAAAAGCAGUUUUUGAGGUUCACUUAUCAGGAACCCUCGACUUUUCUUGUUUGAGAAAAGGUGAGAGUCUAGAAUUUCAUCAUGGAAGAAGCCGAAAGGAUCAGUCAAUGGAGACAUAUCUGGGAAGGAUCUCUGACUUGCCAAAGUUGCUGCGUAACAAUCCAGUUCAAGUAACAGAUGAAAUGAUUGAGCUUUAUCUUGAGUUAUUAUGUCAGUUUGAACGUGGGUCUGUUCUCAUGUUUCUGGAGACUUUUGAAAACUAUAGGGUCGAACACUGUUUACGGUUGUGCCAGGAAUAUGGGAUCAUAGAUGCCGCUGCAUUCUUACUGGAAAGGGUUGGUGAUGUUGGGGGUGCCCUUCUGCUUACUCUCUCUAACCUUAAUGAAAAAUUCACCAUACUUGAUUCAAGUGUGGUUGCUGAUGCUAGUAUGGAGCAUUUCAGCACAGUAUUAAAGAAGCAGGAGGUUAAUGACAUUCUUGAUAUAUUGCAUGCUUGUGUUGGAUUAUGCCAGAGGAACACUCCCAGGUUGGAUCCUGAGGAGUCUGAAUCCCUGUGGUUUCGGUUGCUUGAUUCGUUUUGUGAGCCUUUAAUGGAUUCAUUAGAUGAUAAAGUUGGCUUUGAAGGAGAAAAUCAGUACAUGAUGCGAGCUGAAUCAAUGGGUAUGCAAGAGUUCGACGAGGCAUGCAUAAUUAAGUGGAAGAUUCCAAAAUUUCACAACAGUGCUCAAAUUUUGAGAAAAUUGUUUGCUCUGUUUAUCAAAGAAAUUGUUGAGGGAAUGAUUGGAUACGUUCGCCUUCCAACUAUCAUGUCCAAGCUUCUUUCUGAUAAUGGGAGCCAGGAAUUUGGUGAUUUUAAAGUUACUAUAUUGGGAAUGCUCGGAAUAUAUGGUUUUGAGAGAAGAAUUCUGGACACUGCCAAAUCCUUAAUUGAAGAUGAUACAUUCUAUAUUAUGAGCUUAUUAAAGAAGGGGGCUUCUCGUGGAUAUGCUCCCAGGAGUCUCCUAUGCUCCAUAUGCAAUUGCCUUCUCAGCAAGUUUUCUUCUGGCUCUGGCAUUCGAGUUUUCAAUUGUGGUCAUGCAAUCCACGUCCAGUGUGAGCUUCCAGAAAAUGAUAUCUUAAGUGCUAGUUACUCAAAUGGAUGUCCUGUUUGUUUGCCUAAGAAGAAGGGUCAGAGGUCCAGAAGUAAGGCAUUGCUUACAGAAAAUGGAUUGGUGAGCAAAUCUCUGUCAAAGCAGCCACAAGCUCAUGGAAAUAUUUCUACACACCCACAUGAAAAUGAUGCAUUGGAGAACUCCUAUGGGUCUCAGCAAAUUUCAAGAUUUGAGAUAUUGACUAAUCUUCAGAAAGACCAGAGAUUGAUCCAAAUAGAGAACAGACCCCCAUUGAGGCUUGCACCGCCGGCUCUUUAUCAUGAAAAGGUGAAGAAAGGAAAUGAUCAUAUGGCAGAGAGCAGCAGCGAUGGUCUGACAACAGUAGAAAAACCGAGUAAAAGCAGGCAACUCCAAGAGCUAAAGGCGAAGGGAUCCUCUCUUAGAUUAUCAAAUAUAAAUCCAAAUGUGUUUGGCAAGGAGAAGUCCAGCGGUAAGCGAUGGAAUAAGAAAUUAUUGUAGAUAUAACGGACAACAUUGGGGAUGGGGCCAGUAGUCUCUCUGCUGCUUGAUGAAUUGUUUGGGAAGGUAAGACCAUCCUAAUCCCCUUUAGUUUUGUAAUAUAGAGAGAAGCCAAGCCCUUUGCUGUAAAUAUGGUUUAGAAUUAUACAAAUUGACAACAAUCAAUGGAGCUCUCUACUAGUUUCCAAA